AGGGAGAGGAGAGUGAAGGGAGCAGAAAGGGGAGGAAAAAGAAUCGUGAGAAAGGGAAAGGAGAGAGGAGAGUUUCCAGCACCUAGAGAAGGAAAGAGCCCAAAGGAACGGAAGGAUCCCGGGGGGAAGAGGAGAGCAGAGAGGGGAGGGGACGGGAGGGGAAAGGCGGGAGAGGGGUGAAAACUAGGGGAGGGCUAAGGAAGCAAGGCACCACGCUGCUUGGGGAGAGGAGGGCAGUGAAGAGCCAGGCGCCGGCAGAGGCAGCUCGGGCUGCGGAGAGGAGGGAGUGCGGCGCUGAGAGGAGGGGCUUGAGGGCUGUAGAAAUGUCAAUCAGAGCCCGGAGCCCCGGGAAUCUCCGCCAAUCUGUUCGGACCUGACCUGGCUCCUCGCCGCCGCGCCACCACCGCUGCCGCCGCGGAGCAGAUCAAUAGGGGAACUUGGAGCCCAGCUCGCAGGAGGCAGCUCGCAGGAGGCAGCCCGGCCCUAGCCCGGCCCAGCCCCCGAUGCACACCGGAGCCCGCGGGCGGCGCUGACCAGGGUGGCCCCGGGGGCUGGGCCCCCUCUCCGUCGGUGCCCCACGGACCACCAUGUCCUUCCCCCAGCUCGGAUACCAGUACAUCCGCCCGCUCUACCCACCCGAGCGCCCAGGGGCCGCCUCCGGCGGCGGCAGCGCGGGGGCCCGGGGCGGCCCGGGAACCGGAGCUUCGGAGCUGGCUGCCUCGGGGUCCCUGUCCAAUGUGCUCUCGUCCGUGUACGGGGCGCCUUACGCCGCGGCGGCAGCAGCGGCCGCCGCCGCCCAAGGCUACGGCGCCUUCCUGCCCUAUACUGCUGAGCUGCCCAUCUUUCCGCAGCUGGGCGCUCAGUAUGAGCUGAAGGACAGCCCGGGGGUGCAGCAUCCGGCCACGGCCACCGCGUUUCCGCACCCGCACCCCGCCUUCUACCCGUAUGGCCAGUACCAGUUUGGCGACCCGUCCCGUCCCAAGAACGCCACCCGGGAGAGCACCAGCACGCUGAAAGCCUGGCUCAACGAGCACCGCAAGAACCCCUACCCCACCAAGGGCGAGAAGAUCAUGCUGGCCAUUAUCACCAAGAUGACCCUCACCCAGGUGUCCACCUGGUUCGCCAACGCGCGCCGGCGGCUCAAGAAGGAGAACAAGAUGACCUGGGCGCCCCGCAGCCGUACUGACGAGGAGGGCAAUGCUUAUGGGAGCGAGCGCGAGGAGGAAGACGAGGAGGAAGACGAAGAAGACGGCAAACGUGAACUGGAGCUGGAGGAGGAAGAGCUCGCGGGUGAGGAGGACGCGGGGGCUGAGGCCCUGGUGGACGACGACGAGGACGAGGAGAUCGAUUUGGAGAACUUAGAUGGUGCAGCUGCGGGGCCUGAGCUGGCCCUGGCUGGGGCGGCUCACAGGGACAGCGACCUCGGCCUGGGACCCAUUUCAGACUCCAAGAAUAGCGACUCGGACGACAGCUCCGAGGGCUUGGAGGAGCGUCCACUGCCGGCCCUGAGUCUGGCCCCAGCGCCACCACCCAUGGCCGCGGCUCCGCAGUCUUCGCCCUCUCCCCCCGCGGGCCUGGACCCCUGCGCUCCGGCAGCACCUCCCGCCUCUGCCCUGCAGAAGCCCAAGAUCUGGUCCCUAGCCGAGACAGCCACAAGCCCGGACAACCCGCGCCGCUCGCCUCCGGGCUCCGGGGGCUCUCCCCCCGGAGCAGCCGUCGCACCCCCAGCCUUGCAGCUCUCCCCCGCCGCUGCCGCCGCUGCCGCCGCUGCGGCACACAGACUAGUCUCGGCGCCACUGGGCAAGUUCCCCGCUUGGACCAACAGGCCGUUCCCAGGCCCGCCGCCUGGCCCGCGCCCGCACCCGCUCUCCCUGCUCAGCUCGCCCCCUCCACACCUGCUGGGCCUUCCUGGAACCACGGGCCACCCAGCCGCCACUGCCUUCGCUCGGCCGGCGGAGCCGGAGGGCGGAACAGAUCGCUGUAGUGCCUUGGAAGUGGAGAAAAAGUUACUCAAGACAGCUUUCCAGCCGGUGCCCAGGCGGCCCCAGAACCACCUGGAUGCCGCGCUGGUCUUAUCGGCUCUCUCCUCAUCCUAGUUCUUUAAAAAAAAAAUUUUUUUUAAUCGUUGUAAUAAUUGUAAAAUAAAUCACUCUGUAUAGUUAUGACUUGUAAGCAUGUCCGUGUAUGAAUACCUAAAAAAGAAAACUAAACAAAAAA
Molecule: messenger RNA, 2217 nt
Organism: Rhinolophus ferrumequinum (greater horseshoe bat)
Lineage: Eukaryota; Metazoa; Chordata; Mammalia; Chiroptera; Rhinolophidae
Gene: IRX3
Product: iroquois homeobox 3
Exons: 4
Coding region: 588-2096 (502 amino acids)
Biological process (GO): neuron differentiation; cell development; regulation of transcription by RNA polymerase II
Cellular component (GO): nucleus
Molecular function (GO): DNA-binding transcription factor activity, RNA polymerase II-specific; RNA polymerase II cis-regulatory region sequence-specific DNA binding
Source: RefSeq, a predicted model, not a curated record